GUAGGUCAGGAAGAAUUUCGUUCAGCAAAAUUUCUUGAGCCUAUUGAUCGGUGUUCAAGUUCAGUAAUUGACGAUGGCGUUGCUAUCGAGCGGAAUGAAAGUCCUAACGUUGGACAACAUGAAUCCUUGCAUCAAGACGAUGGAGUAUGCGGUUCGUGGACCUUUGGUGAUCCGUGCUGUGGAGAUUGAAAAAGAACUCCAAGCAGGGAAAGAGAAACCGUUCAAGGACGUCAUCAGGGCCAAUAUUGGCGAUGCGCACGCGAUGGGGCAGAAACCGAUCACGUUUCUCAGGCAGGUAGUUUCGGCAUGCGUGAAUCCUGAGAUCUUAGAGGAUCCGAAAACUCCGGCCGACGUGAAAGACCGCGUUAGCCGCAUUCUGAAGGCCUGCAAAGGAGGUAGCGCUGGUUCCUAUUCCGACUCUCCUGGGAUUGAAGUCAUUCGUCGAGAUGUUGCGGAAUAUAUAAAAAACCGGGAUGGUGGAAUUGAGUCCAAUUGGGAGAAUGUUAUUCUGUGUGGUGGGGCCUCUGACGGGAUCCGAGGAAUCAUGAAGCUGUUGAACGUAGUCGGAGCAGAUGGGAAGAAGCCUGGGAUCAUGAUCCCGAUCCCGCAGUAUCCUUUGUACACGGCUUCUAUCGCCGAAUUCGACAUGGCGCCGAUAAACUAUUACAUGGAUGAAAGCAAGAACUGGGGUCUGGACAUCACGGAAUUGAAACGAUCCGUGACUGAAGCCCGUGCUACUUCGAAUCCGCGAGCAAUCGUGAUCAUCAACCCCGGAAAUCCCACGGGCCAAGUCCUCACUCGCGAAAACAUCGAAGGCAUCAUCAAGUUUGCCCAUGAGGAGAAACUGUUUGUCUUUGCUGACGAAGUGUACCAGGACAACGUCUACGACAAGGACAGCAAGUUUCAUUCGUUCAAGAAGGUCUUGAUGGAGAUGGGUGAGCCGUACUCGAGUAUGGAAAUGGCUUCGUUCAUGUCCACGUCAAAGGGUUUCAUGGGAGAGUGUGGAUUUCGUGGAGGCUAUGCCGAGGUGAUCAACUUGGACCCGCAGGUCAAGGCGAUGUUUUUGAAAAGCAUCUCUGCCAAGCUUUGUCCGACUGUGCUUGGCCAGAUAACGAUGGAUGUUGUGGUGAAUCCGCCGAAGUCCGGAGAACCAAGCUACGAGAAGUUCAUAGCUGAAAAGACGGCAGUUUUGGAUUCUUUGGCCAAACGUGCCAAGAUGGUUGCAGAUACAUUCAACUCAAUCCCUGGAAUCCGUUGUAACCCUGUGCAAGGCGCAAUGUAUUGUUUCCCACAGAUCACGAUACCUGCAAAAGCAGUUGAUGCUGCUGAGAAAGCUGGGCAAAAGCCGGACUUUUUCUAUUGCUGGAAUCUGUUGGAGAAGACGGGCAUUUGUAUUAUUCCCGGCAGCGGAUUCGGUCAAGUCCCCGGAACGUUUCACUUCAGAACCACGAUUUUGCCGCAACCGGAUUUGCUGGCAUCAAUGCUGGAGCGGCUGAAAGCCUUUCAUAUCGAGUUCACCAAGGAGUACAGCUAAAGGAAUUUUCGGACUUGUGAAAUUCAUUGUCACCAUCAGGAAACAAAAGACGUCAGUUGCGAUAGGAGUGAAAUAUUCAUGUACCGGUUUGAAAAGACUACUAGCGUCUUGAGAAUCAUUUUGAUGAAAUCUGCUACGAACACGCUAAAGCUUGGAUUGUUUUCUUCUAGUCUUGGACCUUGUGAAUCUACGAGUUUGAAAGUGAUUUUUUUUGUGUGUGAUCCACCUUCUGUUUUUUCCAUUUUUGUUUGCAUUUUCAUGUUCACACCCUCUCGCCUAGGUGUUCGAUUUGAUUUUUCGGUUGUUUUUGUUCCAACGCAUCAACAGCAUUCUAUCAACGAAGUGCAAUGUGAGAGACCCGCGAAACUUGAGUGAGGAAAUGACGAUGUGAAGAAACGUUUUUACCAAUGUAUCCCUGAAACUUAUAGGCAUCAGCGUUCGUUGAUGAAAAUCCAAAGUGAUCUGAUUUCUCGAGUUCUUCCGGAAGACGCAUUUUGUUUCAAAAGUCGCAGUGCUCAUGGAUGUCUAUUUACAGGAUUAGGAAAUGGAUAUGUGAGAAUGUAAUCGAAAAAUAUAAACUAUCUGGGUUGCAAGCAAA
Molecule: messenger RNA, 2132 nt
Organism: Notodromas monacha
Lineage: Eukaryota; Metazoa; Arthropoda; Ostracoda; Podocopida; Cyprididae
Source: the annotation of a GenBank genome assembly